CAGAGCAGACACGCAGCUGUGAGAGCAGCACACACGACAGUCACCUGUGGAGCAGCCGAACUCUGGUUUAAACUAGAUUCUUCUUUAUUUUGGUUUGUUUUAAAUCAACGCUUCACUUGUUUUUCGUCAGACUUUGAGUCUUGAAGAUGACGGACACACUUUUACCGAACGGAAUCCAAGACGGUGGAGGAGACGGCAGCUACUUCAGAAAGGGUUGUAACCCAUUUGCCCAGAGUGGCCGAAGCAAACUGCAGAACAAGCGAGCCAGUCUGAACCAGCAGAUCAUCAAAGAGAUGAGGAUGAGGGCCGGAGCUGAGAACCUGCUGAAGGCCUCGUCUAACAACAAGGUUAAAGAGAUGGUUAUGUUGGAGUUGAGCUAUGUGAACGCCAACCUGCAACUGCUGACGGGACAGCUGGAAGCACUGAACAGCUCAGUGGAGGUCUACCAGAACACCCAGGAAACUGCUAACAUCCCGCUCAUUGCUCUGGGUCUGAAGGAGACAAAAGAAGUGGACUUCUCUACUCUGUUCAAGGACUUUAUCUUGGAGCACUACAGUGAAGAUGGCAACAGUUUUAAUGAUGAGAUUGCCGACCUGAUGGACCUGCGACAGGCUUGCCGAACGCCCACUCGAAGUGACGCCGGAGUGGAGCUGUUAGCAAAAUACUACAGUCAUCUUCCUCUGAUAGAGACCAGAUUCUUCUCCCCUAAUCACCAGGCUGGCAUCUUCUUCACCUGGUACGACUCUUUCACUGGAGUGCCAGUGUGCCAACAGAACCUGUCCCUGGAGAAGGCCAGCGUGCUUUUCAACAUGGCUGCCCUCUACUCUCAGAUUGGCACUCGUAGUGAUCGGCAGACAAUUGUCGGUCUGGAGGAGGCCAUCUCUUCUUUUCAGAAAGCUGCAGGGACCCUACACCACCUGAAGGAGACGUUCACACACACCCCCAGCUACGACAUGAGUCCAGCCAUGCUCAGUAUGCUGAUUCGGAUGAUGCUGGCUCAGGCUCAGGAGUGCCUGUUUGAAAAGACUGCAUUGCCAGGGAUCCGCAACCAGUUCUACUCCCUGAUGAAGAUGGCUCAGGAGGCUGCAAAGGUCUCGGAAACCUACGACCAAGUCCAUCAGUCCAUGAUCCAGACGCCAAUCAAAGACAAUGUCCCGUUCUUCUGGUCCACCAUGUCACAAGUCAAAACCAACCACUACCGCUCCAUGGCGCACUUCUUUGUAGGCUCAGCUCUGCUCGACCACCAGUUGGGUCCCAGUGAUGAUGAGGACCAGCAGGAAAAGACCUUGUCUCAGGUGUAUGAUCGCCUUCCUGAGGGAUGCUCUCCUCUGGACAUCCUGAAGGACAGAGAAGAACGAAACAGAAUUGGUAAAGCACACAUCCGACGGGCCAUCCUGGGUCAUGAGGAGGCACUGAGGAUUUACGGUUUGUGCCACCACCUGAACAAGCUGGAGAUCCUGGAGGAAAUUUUAAAAGCCAGCCACCAGCGCACACUCAACAAGUACAGUGAAAAUGAGAAUCAGGAAGAAUUCACUGACUACAUGGAGGCACCGGACAUAAUCUCUAAAACAGAGCACAAAGCAGAGCUGGAAGUUCCCGCAACCACAAAGGUGAAAGUCACCGACUUUUUCCAGAGGCUGGGUCCCUUGUCAGUCUUCUCAGCCAAGCAGCGGUGGACUGCUCCACGGACAAUACAACUUCAUCCUGAAGACAGAGACCUGGGAUUCACCCUGAAAGGAGACUCACCAGUGCAGGUGGUUUCGUUGGACCCCCUCUGCCCAGCUGCUGCUGACGGGCUCAAAGAAGGUGACUUUAUUAUUGCUGUGGGCGACACUGACUGCAAAUGGUUUAGUGUGAGCGAAGUGAUGCGGCUACUGAAGGACGUGGAUGAAGAGGGGAUUGACAUACAGGUGGUCAGCUUGAUGGACACCAAUCCUCAAAUGCCUACCAAGAGUGCCACCUUCUCUGGGAACCUGCCCAAGACCUACUCCAUGAUUUGUCUGGCCUAUGACGAUGACGACAAAAACUCCAAGUCCCGCAAAGUAUCCAAGAAGUCAUCCUUCCUCAACUGGGGCCUGAAGAACAAACUAAAGAGUGCCAGCACCCUCAGCCUUCCCACAGCUGACUCUGGCUCCCUACCAUGGAAUAAACACUGCCCCACCUUCCCCAGCUCCAGCUCCUACAACAAUGACAGUGCUCUGUACUGAACCUGCUGCAGACUCUGUCCUGUCUGCCGGCAUUGUGCAGUAUGCAUAUUGAGCCUAGCAUGGCUGCAUACAGUACUGUGCUGUACUCAAACUGGACCUACCAUGGCACAGUGUCAGUGCCGUUUGGUGUAUCCACUGGAAUACUGAGCAGUAGUGUACGUAGCUUCUAUAACAGCAAUGUGACAUCACUGCCAGCUGCCUUGGAAAGUGGCUAUAUAUGUGGCUGCAUAUGGGUGCCUAUGUGAGUACACGGGUGCCGUCCCAACUCCGUUCAGUAUCUGAAGUGAAAUCACUCUCCACCAGGCCAGUCUGUGUACAGCACAGUACAACUGCACUAUGGGAAAAACAAGCCAACUAUCAUCCCAGGAUACAUACAGCACACAUAAUAGAGACAUGUGGCACUUGGACAGCGUCCUAAGUUCUGUCAUCUCAGUAUGAUUUCUUAACAAAAAAAAAAUGUCCAGAUGAAAAGAAGAACAAAAACAAACCUAUAGCAUCGCUCUCUGCAUGACUGCAGGGGGUGAUUAUUUUUUUAUUCCAUUGUGUGCUGAUGUAGCUGUGAUGCACUGUGUAGUUCUAUCCUGUUUGUAUCCUCGGUACAUGUUUCAUACUGUAUUUGCUAACGAUUUGGUCAUUGCCGCUCCGUUUGUGGCGAUCAAUGGAUGCUGAUCAGUUUUGGGGAUUGAGAGACAUGUCGCAUUUUCUAGAUCUUAUCUUGUUGCAGUACUGUAUUGUACAGCAAUGAUUGAGGGAAAACAAAUAUUGUGCUGAUGUGUUUUGCAAUAUUCUAUUAGCUGCUAAAUUGUAUAUAUUUAUAUAUAUAUCUAUAUCUAUGUGUGUGUGUGUGUGUGUGUGUGUAUAUAUAUACAUAUGUAUGGAUAUAUAUAUAUAUAUAUAUCUACAUACAUAUAUAUAUAUAUAUAUAUAUAUAUAUAUAUAUAUACAUACGUAUAUAUAGAUAUAUAUACACCAUGGUUCUGUUAUGUUAUUGUCACUUUUUAUUUUUGAGACAGCCUUUGAGGAUUGUUAUUUCUGUUGCCUGUUGGAACUCUUAACUAAAUGGACAUGUUGGUAUUUUAGUUUUGCUUAAUAUACCAGUUAUGCCACCGACUAAACUGACUAAAUGCGUCUGUUAAGCCAGUUAGUACCAUUGACUGUACCACUCUGACUUAUCAUAAUCUCUUCUGGCCACACCCAUCGGUGCUGAGGCUGUCUGGCAGUUUGUCCAAGAAGAAGAAGAAGAAGAGCAUAAGCUGUGUGUCUUUUGGUAAUGUGAAUGUUCAUGUAGUUAGAAGUAAUUUCUUCUCCAGAAGGGAUAGAAUGUGGGCAGACUGAUGACAUUCCUGCAUUGAACUUAAGACAGCCGGUCACCCAGCAGUGACUUGGAUCAAAGCCCGCUGUCAAUUCAAAACUGACACUGUGCAGUGUUGGACUUUCUGUUUAUCUACAAAGUAGAUUCUUACACACAUUUGAUAAUCAAAUUAUUUAUGUAAUUAAAAAGAAAAUUCAUACGGAAAUAUGUAUUUACUUGUAAGUUGUAGGUGUCAGUACUAGAUUGUGAAUGGUCAAGUUGUGAAAAUUUGCACGUUGGAUUUUCUGAUGGGCUUCUUUAAGGAAUGUAUUUAACUAGCAUCGCUUAGUCCUUUUGGUGAGGUUAUAUUCUUAAACGUUGUGUCUUUGUAAAGAUAUUUUAAAUGUUUUUUUAAGAGUAACACUGAGAAAAUGUAACAAUCUUUACUGUUUACUUUACAUGGUGUCUUAAGAGCCAUUUAUAUGAAGUCGUGAAGGAAAGUGUUAAACCAGAAUGUGCAGUCAUUGAUUCAUUAGUAUGUGCCAACUAAAUGUGCUUACAGAGGCAGAUAAACUAUACUUUGCAUUCAUUUAACAGUGCAUACUGAUCCUAAAUGCCUUGGUGUGUAUGGUGUCAGGUUGGAUUCAGGUUGCCUUUGCUUCUUUACCUGUCCACUGUGCUGCAUAUGUGGUAAAAAUACUUUGUUGGUAAGUCUUUGUGUCCAAAAUGUGUAAAAUCUUAUGUCAAUAAAAUGGGGACAAAACCA
This is a messenger RNA of Solea solea (common sole), 4264 nucleotides long. It is a transcript of the gene rhpn2, whose product is annotated as rhophilin, Rho GTPase binding protein 2. The coding region runs from base 147 to 2207 and encodes 686 amino acids. NCBI's taxonomy places the organism in Eukaryota, Metazoa, Chordata, Actinopteri, Pleuronectiformes, Soleidae. The record is from RefSeq and is a predicted model, not a curated record. Gene Ontology annotation, molecular function: protein binding. The transcript is spliced from 15 exons. Gene Ontology annotation, biological process: signal transduction; negative regulation of stress fiber assembly.